Trichogramma pretiosum is the source of this 5837-nucleotide messenger RNA. Its product is annotated as elongation of very long chain fatty acids protein AAEL008004-like. Gene Ontology annotation, molecular function: fatty acid elongase activity. The transcript has 6 exons. NCBI's taxonomy places the organism in Eukaryota, Metazoa, Arthropoda, Insecta, Hymenoptera, Trichogrammatidae. Gene Ontology annotation, cellular component: endoplasmic reticulum membrane. The record is from RefSeq and is a predicted model, not a curated record. Gene Ontology annotation, biological process: very long-chain fatty acid biosynthetic process; fatty acid elongation, monounsaturated fatty acid; fatty acid elongation, polyunsaturated fatty acid. The coding region runs from base 915 to 1907 and encodes 330 amino acids.
AUAGGCGGUGACCGUCAGUAGAGCGCGAACCGCCGGAAGACUCGGUCGAGCCGUUCACUGGGCCUUCUUGUAGCGUCGUGCAGUGGUGCGCCUCUUUAUCUCUCUCUCUCUCUCUCCCUCUGUCUCUCACUCCAUAUCAAUUUUGUCGGAGCGCAAGUGAUUACGGACGGGGUUUAUUUAUCGUCACGGCUGGUCGAAUCAUCGCUCAGUCUGCACGCGACCGAGCAGCAAGUCGGACGCUGCUAAAGCCGAGCGAGUCGGACUACUCACAGUGCCACUACAGCCACAGAAGCUUAUCUCUGUGGUCACGCCCGCUCGCGAUUGUAUACACACGAACGAGAGGAGACGAGUUCAGCAUUUGCCAAGUUCUCUGACGCUGCCACCGCCGCCGGUCACCGGCUUUCUUCGCGCCUCGCGUUCCGAGUCUCUCGUUGUACGCUACGUAAAGCUUGAAGCUAUCGUCGCUGUUAACGCUGCCGCCUGUACUCACAACUGCAGCUUUACAAUACCUAUAUACUUGUACCUAUACGUGUAUAUUUACAACGGCUUGUAUAACAGUUAUUGUGUGCGUGCUACGAGUAGUCCAUAGCAGACGACGCCUGACACUCCUUUGGCCGUUGUUUUUCUCGCCAAUUUGCGUGCUGUUGCAUCCUAUACAGCUUUAUUAAUCUUGAGAAAAGCCAUUCGAUGCCAGUUUCAGCUUCGUUUGCCAGAGCUUCUUGAAGAGGAAUCCUUUACGUACAAACGGAAUUACGAUCCGACAAGAUACUCGCUCGAUCGGUGACUCUUUGUAUAGAUGCAAAAGCACAGCUAACACUGGUGGAGCAUCGUUCUUUCCUCGAUAUAAACUACGAUUAAUUCAACUGGAAUAUAACGUUUCAUCGUCGACCAACUGCAAGCAGAAAUAAUUCAAAAUGCCAGACGCAUUUACGAACUUGGUUAACGGCUACAAGGAUAUGAUGUCGAAUCAGUCCGAUCCUAGAGUAAAGGAUUGGGCAAUGAUGAGCAGCCCAUUUCCGACUGUAGCGAUCUGCUUGGGCUACGCCUACUUCAGCAAAGUACUAGGGCCAAAAUUAAUGGAAAACAGAAAACCCUUCAACCUGAGGCGUAUUCUCAUCUUUUACAAUCUUGCGCAGACCAUCUUCUCGACGUGGAUAUUCUAUGAGUACUUGAUGAGCGGAUGGGCGAGAGGUUACAGCUUCAGAUGCCAACCUGUCGACUACACAGAGAGCCCAUUGGGACUUCGCAUGGCCGCUACAUGCUGGUGGUACUACUUCAGCAAAUUCACAGAGUUCUUUGAUACGCUCUUCUUCAUUCUGCGAAAAAAGAAUCAACACGUGUCGACUUUGCAUGUCAUCCACCAUGGCAUCAUGCCCUUCUCCGUCUGGAUGGGACUGAAGUUUGCCCCGGGUGGUCACUCCACGUUUUUCGCCCUUCUUAACACCUUCGUGCACAUCGUGAUGUACUUCUAUUACAUGAUCGCAGCCAUGGGCCCAGAAUACCAAAAGUACAUCUGGUGGAAGAAGUACCUCACCACCUUCCAAAUGGUACAAUUCGUAGCCAUCAUGACUCAUCAAUUCCAAUUGCUCUUCACCGAGUGCGACUAUCCACGCACUUUCAUGAUCUGGAUUGGUCUGCACGGUCUCCUUUUCCUAGGUCUCUUCUCGGACUUCUACAAGACCAAAUACACCGGAAGCGACAAGAAAAGGAAAGGCGGCUCAGCUGUCACGGCCAACGGCAAAAGCAACAACGGAGCUUGCAUGCCCGUGCUCGAGGACGACGAAUCGAAGAAGAACGGAUUCAACGGCACCUAUCCCAAGAUCAAGGAGUACAACAGUUGUUACAGCAAUGGCGUCAACAACGGUUACGUAGCCAAUAAUAAUUCGAACGAGAAGAAGGUGGCCUAGAAAAAAUGUGCGCCGUCGCCGAAGCCAUUGCGUCGUUCGCGUUUGUACAAAAAGACGUUUUUAAGAGACGUUGAUAAACGUUGAUCGUUACACAUCAAUGAUAUAUUAAAUGAUUAAAAGAAUAUAGUGUGCGCAGGUUCAAAUGUACGCAAUUUUUCGUCUCGUGCCUGCCUACAAGACAUACCCGUACGGAACACCUUAAUAUACAAGCACUGCUUAGGGACCUACAAUGUGUGUGCGGUUACCUUUAUACAUAUUAUACAUAUUUAUAUAUAUAUACUACAAUUAUAUAACUGUUUAUAGUUCUUUUUUAAACAAAAAAAAAACAUAAUUUUUUAUAUUUAAUUCUGCUGACUUUCACUGGGGUUGUUACCUCGUUAGGAUUGCGAUGGCGAUUUUUUUCGCGUCCUCUAGAUUAGUCUGGUUUUUUUGUCUUGUUGAAUCAAUUAUAUUCGAAUGCUCCUUUAGGAGAUCGUUGUUGUUAGUCAUCACGAAUCCGAGGAGAUAACCCCACUGAGACUCAACGACGUUGUAUCGUUCGUUUCGACGUUUUUCUUCUCUCGAUUCACAAUCGAAGUGUUAAUGGUGAGUGUGGCUUGGCAUACUAUAAUUGAGAAAAUCUGUUCUAUAUGGAAUUGACGACAUCGAAUCGACGGACGACGAUCUGUUGAUCUGACGAUUUGAAUCUUUAUGGUUAAAGUGGUUUUGAUUACAGUUAAAUUAUGGGUCCUGUACUUGUUAUUUAAUAGCACUGUAGAAUUUCGAUGCCGGAAAAGAACUGCUCGAAACGAUUGUAUCAAUCGAUUAUUUGGACAAUUGUGUAAGAGUAACUUCAAAUUUCACAAUAAAUUCAACGGGAUAAAAUAGUACUAUAAAGCUCAUUCAAGGGUUGAAAUUUUCGGUUAUUAGUAAAAAAUCGUGAGAAAUAUGUAAAGACGAAAUAAUGAUACUAUCAAUGACGCUGUUGAAUCAGUGUCCAUAAAAUUGCGUCUGAUCUUAGUAAUUGUUAAAUCUUUGUAGAUCAUCGGCAUACAUUUUUAUCAAUUAUAUUUUGAUAUAAAUCUAUUUGUGAUCAGAUAUGAUUCAUUAUGAACAAAUCUAAUCUCAAGCUUCAACAUUUCAUAGAUGUGAGGCAUGAACGAACAAAAUGUCGUGUUCAACAAUAUUCUAAUAUUUACUACUAAGACUAUUCUUAAAAUUGUGAUUAAUAAUUUUACGAUUGUAUAAAUUCAAAAUUAGAUUUAAUAAUAAUACCUUAAAGUUUGAUAUAUUGUAAUCAAAUAGAAUCGUUGUAAUUAGCGAUAGUUGUUAAGUGGGAAUCACUCGUCGGUCUGUAGUGAACAACCAUAAUGAAUAAUCAAAUUUGUAUAUCUCCUGCAUAAACUAGCCACACUCCCAUGCAUAAUGUGCGUCGUAUAUACUUUUCACAAUACUGGCUAUACGUAUGUACUUUUACGUUCAUUCUUGAAUUACACUUAUUUCUUAAUCGGUUUGUAACUGUGAGUGCCUGUGCGAGUGUGUUCUAAAUUCGUGCGCCAGUUGAAUAUAUAAAUAUUAUAUAUUAUUAUAUAUUAUAUCAACUAUAAAUAUAUGAUACAUAUUGGUAAUAUUUGAGUGUCUGCAUCUAUUAAAAUAUGCGCGUGCUCUGUAACUCUUAGCUUAUUAAGUGAUUUAUCAGAUAAAUGUGAGCGAUUUUCGCAAAUAUCAAAGUAUUCGCAUUGAAGAGAAAAAACGACGAUGAGUUAAGAGUUCUGUUUGAUUUGUUGUGUUCAUAUUAAGAAACUGAAUUUAAACAUAAUCAUACUUCUGAGAAAUAAGUUUAUUUUUUUUUAUAUACGUGAAUGCUCUUUCAGCUUUUCCAUUUUCCAUCAUACGUAAUAAUGCUCUCCCGGAUACAACAUUUUUUGUAAUUUAUCGAAGAGUGUAUGAAAAAAAAUUCCAGAAUGUAUUGAUUUUUUUACAAGUCGCUAAAUGUAAAAUCUUUAAUUUUUUAAUUGUUUUCAAUAUUAAUUGAAUCGAGAAAUAAAUCUAGGUUCGAAGACUACUGAAAAUUAGAUGAAUUUUAUCAAAUCUUUAUACAUUAUUUAAUAUCUGUAAAAACGACUUUUGUAAGCAUAAUUGUAAUUUAAGUUAUUUUUCAUAAAGUAGGCAAAAUAAUAAUUUUUUAAAUAAAGUUUUUAAAUUUAUUUAUAUAAUUGACCAUGAUUGUUGGAUUGCUUUUUCAAAGUUUGUUUAACUUGCUUAAAACUCUGAAAAUCGACCAUUGUUUAAAAGUAAUGAAUAACAUUAAAAAAGAUUUUAAAUGAAAAUCUCAAUGGUUUUGAGUAAAAGUAAGAGAGAAGUAACUGCGAUCAAUAAAAAAGAAUACACCAUUACGAUCAUGAUAAAAAGAAGCGAAAAAUCUUCAGGUGGACCUAGACCAUUCAUGUAUAUUAUUAUCACCAUUUAUUUUGUCAUUAAAAAAUAAAGUAAAAUCAGUCUUCGUUGUAAAUACAUUUUCAAGCUGACAAUGUCAAUUAAUGAAAACAUUAUUGACGGUUCUUUUCAUAAAUUGAUGGUGUACAACAAUCUUGAUUAAUGGACUGAAUUUUUGUCAAGCACAAGAUAGAAAAUAUCCAUUAAAGUAGCAUGUGAUAGAUUUUAUAUUAAUCUCGUUGUCUAUUGAGGAAUUGACUUGAUAUUAGAUUUCAAACUCGCUAAUGUGUGCAUAAUAUAAUGUAUAAACGUCAUCUUAUCAACCACAAUCCAAGAGUUUGUGAUGUAGCACAAAAUUUUUUGUGAAUUAGAGAAAAAUUCAAGUAAAUAGAAUUUUAUAUUAACCAGAUCAAUUGAAUGAAAAUCAGUGCGUUUGGCCCUGAGUUCAUAAACUAGUUUGAAUUUUAUUAAAACAGAAUGAUCAUUCAUAUGUUCGAGCUACUCCAGUUGAAAGUAAUGUUUUUGGGUUUGUGAAGAAAAUGAAAUUUUUACUUUCUGCUUGAGAAUUCACAAAAAAUACAUACACCUUGACCUCUUAAAAAGAAAGCUUCACUUCACAUUUUUAUCAACCUCAGAUGUUAAUAAAACGUGUUAUAAGACUUUUCUUUUUCAUAUACCGUUGCAGAUGCCGAAAUACAUUUACAUGAACUUUUUAAAAAGAAAAAAAUUGAUUAAUAUCUUGCUUGAGUUCUCAUCUUUAUUUCAAAUAUACGUACUUUGAUGUUACAUGCGUUACAAAUAAUUGCUAGUAACAUGUAAAUGACCGAUGAAAUUUAAUUAACAUUUAUAGAGUUUACAUUUUACCGAGAAAAAUUUAAUUUCGGAAUGAUAACUAUAGCCAAGAUAAAUAUAAAAAAUAUAUAUAUAUUUAGUCUUAUAAAAAGCUAUACAAAAAAUAUGAAUGUUGAUAAAUAGUAAUGACCGAUUUUUAUUAUAUUUUUGUACAUAAUUAUCACAAACAAGAAAAAUUUUAAGAGCUCCAUUCGUGUGAAAAAUAAAUAUAUCAUAUGAUGAAUAAAUUCCCGCCCGCAGUGUAAUAAUUGUUGCUUUCACACCUAGGCUACAUGAUUUUCAUAAAAAUAAAUAAAUACACUUAAUUUAUUGAGCUAUCUCGAAUAGCAACAACAAAAAAUGAGAAUUAAUUGUGAAUGGCUGAAAAGCAAAUAUGAAACAAUGUCAAUCGCGAUGUUACAAUAAAUCUCUAUCUUUCUUUGUAAACGCAUCUCCUUUUUAUAUUAUUAUAUUAACUGUAUUUGUAUAUGUGAAAAGCGCAUUUCUUAACAAAUCAAAGACUUGUAAAUUUUUCCUUGACGACGUUCUUCUAAUAUAUAUUGUAAAAAUGACGAGAAGAAAGUUAUAGCUUUAUUGAAUGUCAGAAGUAACAAUUUUAUAUAUAAGACGUUUAAUUCGUUAUACAUCUUUCAAACGAAUAAAUAAAAUUUAAUGAAAAAAAAA